This is a messenger RNA of Cylicostephanus goldi, 503 nucleotides long. NCBI's taxonomy places the organism in Eukaryota, Metazoa, Nematoda, Chromadorea, Rhabditida, Strongylidae. The record is from the annotation of a GenBank genome assembly.
AUGGAUUUGAAUAAAGAGAAUGACCUCCAAGACGAUCAUGCUAAGGAACUUGAGCAACUCAGGACCGCUUCUGCACGAAGCGAAGAGAGUUCAUUAGAAAAAGGAAGACGCAUGGAGCAGCUUCAAUUCGAUUAUGACGAAGCUAUGGAGAAGGUCCGCACAUUGGCGGACGAAAAAGCUGCUGGAGAUGCCGAAGUGCUCCGGUUACAAGAAGAGCUGUCGCGGAAGCAGAAUGAGUUGGUAUCUCUGCGAAUCAAAGAAGCGAAUACGGCUGCUCUCUAUAGCGAAGCUAAAUACAAAAUAACAACUCUAGAGAAAGCUAUGGAAGAGAGGUCAAGAGUCACGCAAAUCGAGACGGCUUCCUUCGAGAUCAAAAAGACCGCAAUAUUGAUGGAGAGUGAAGAAGUUGGUUUUUUAUUGCUUCAUAAGCGCAAACGACGCACACAUCGUCAAUGCUUGUGCGUUAUGCGUCAGAACCAGCGAUUCUCGAGACUGGAGUAGAG